Messenger RNA from Kwoniella mangroviensis CBS 8507, 1998 nucleotides. RefSeq lists its product as uncharacterized. Gene Ontology annotation, molecular function: 5'-3' DNA exonuclease activity; damaged DNA binding. The record is from RefSeq and is a predicted model, not a curated record. Bases 1 to 1998 code for a protein of 665 amino acids. Gene Ontology annotation, biological process: interstrand cross-link repair; double-strand break repair via nonhomologous end joining. Lineage: Eukaryota; Fungi; Basidiomycota; Tremellomycetes; Tremellales; Cryptococcaceae. The transcript has 9 exons.
AUGGCUGGUAUAUACAACGGCCACCUCCUCGAAUUCCCCACAAUCAGAGUGGAUUGUUUCCUCCCUUCCUCCCCGUCGACCCUCCUCCCUUCCCUACCUUCGUGCUCUACUCAUCCUUAUCCCCUCAAACCAGCACCCAAUGCUCAGCUCUUCCUCCUCACGCAUGUGCAUUCCGAUCACCUCAUGGGAUUGAGUGAUAGCUUCACGGGCAAGAUCAUCUGUUCUCCCGAUACAAAGCGGAUGUUAUUGGCUUUGGAGGCUGAAGUGGAUCGAGGGCUCUUGGAAGAAGGUAAGAGGGAGGUGAGGAGGUUGAAAUAUCCUGGAUUGAGGAGGAGGGUGGAAGGGAAAGGAAAGGAUGAAAAGAUGGUUGAUAGAAUAGAAGCGGUUCCAUAUGGAUUUCCGAAAGAGUACAAAAUAGGGUACGAAGAUGGGAAACCUCAGACAGUCACCAUAACGCUACUAGAUGCGAAUCAUUGUCCAGGAUCCACCAUGUUUCUCAUCACAUCUCCUACUAAAGCUGUACUACAUACCGGUGAUAUAAGGGCAGACAAGCUGUUCAUCCAGACGCUUGGUAGAGAACCAGCGAUACAACCUUUCUUGGCGCCCUUGUCGACGCACGCGGGUUCAAGAAGAGGUGUACGUGGUGGACGAAGGAUAUUGGACAGAAUCUACUUGGACACCGGAGCUAUCUUGGGAACAGGUGAUAUGCCUGAUAGAGAACCCAUACUUCAAGAUCUGGUCGAGCAGAUGAGUCUAUUUCCCGAGAAUACUAUUUUCUUCCUCGAUACUUGGUGUUUCGGGUGGGAAUAUGUCGUCAAGGAAGUAGCCAGAUACCUCAACGAGCCUGUACACGUCGACCGGUACAAGCGAUCCAUCUAUACAGCCAUCGAGACCGAUCCAUACCUUCUCAUGUGCACUACCACAGAUGCCCAUUCAACUCGAUUUCACGCGUGCGAAAGAACACAUAAAUGCAUGGCAUGUAGAAGAUUUGAAAGUGGGAAUCGGAAACCGGUGUACAAUCUUGAUAAGAGGAUAGUCAGUGUGAAUAUGGUAGAAGUAAAGGAGGCUUCUUGGGCGAUGGAGCAUCAGGAUUUCUUGGAUAGGUUGGGUAAAGCUGCUUUGGGAGAAGGUCCAUGGCCUUACAACAUCAACGUUCCUCUGGCAAGACACUCGCCGUUACCUGAACUGCAAAAUCUGGUUAAAUUAUUCGAGCCCAAAUCUGUUUCGCCCAAUACUGUUACAGCCGGAUUGAAGGGAAUGGACUAUUACCUCUUACCUGAAUUUUUGAGUGAUUGUGUAGAUGAAGGAGGUUCUGAGGCUAUUAUUCGGGAGAGGAACUUGUACUUUGAGCAGAAAUACGGGAAAGGAUUUUUGGAGGGAUUGGAGAGGAUGAAAGUCAUAGGUCUGGGUGGAUCAUCAGGCGAUCAAAGAGCCAUCCUGUCUACAUCACUAAUACCGCCCACCAAGUUUGCCAACAAUCACGAGGGAAAAUCAAGUUCAAGCAGAUCAUCGAUGUCGAAAGAGCAAAUAUUCCGGAUGAGUGGACUACCACCUAUGAGACCGGAUGAAUUGCUACACAUGGUUGGUAUAGGUAUAUCAGGUGGGAUGCCUCAAAUGGGCAAUACCGCUGCUAGACAUAUGGAAGAGUACGAGACGGAAGAGGAGUCACCUAGGAAGAGAAAGAGAGUGGAUUACAUGAAGGAAGAGAGUGAUGAUUUUGGACCUGAACCGUCACCUCCAAUAGUGAUCAAACGGGAAGAAUCGCCCGUGAAUAUUGUUAAGACUUCAUCGAAGAUGUCUUCAGCUGCAAGUUUGAUUGCAUAUAACCCAUCCUUCUCGGGACAGAAACCUUCGAACAGGAACACCAGUAACACAUAUAAACACAAGAAAUCAUCAAGGUUCUCAUUGGGUCAGGACGAUAAGGAAAGAAUUAGGAAGAUGAUGGAGCGAGAUCGAUUGGCUUUUGAAGGGGUGGGGGAUGACGCUGAGGAACGAUAG